Gymnodraco acuticeps is the source of this 1570-nucleotide messenger RNA. Its product is annotated as tripartite motif-containing protein 65-like. The coding region runs from base 20 to 631 and encodes 203 amino acids. The record is from RefSeq and is a predicted model, not a curated record. The transcript is spliced from 2 exons. NCBI's taxonomy places the organism in Eukaryota, Metazoa, Chordata, Actinopteri, Perciformes, Bathydraconidae.
GUUACUGCUACGAGGGGAGAUGGCACAGAGAAGAUCUCAGCUGGACCUAGACUCCAUUUCCUGUUGGAUAUGUCUGGAUGUGAUGAAAGAUCCAGUCACUAUUCCCUGUGGACACAGCUACUGCAUGGACUGUAUUACAAACUAUUGGGAUGGAGAGGAACAGAAGAAAAAGAAGAGCUGUCCUCAGUGUAGGAAGGCCUUCACACCCAGAUCUGCUCUGGUGAAAAACACCAUGUUAUCAUUCCUGGUGGAGCAGCUGAACAGGACUGAACUCCUUACUCUCAAAAGGUCUCGGGCGCAGAAAGAGAUCAAUGUGAGUCUACAGAAAACCCAGCAGAGGAUGCAGGACAGAAAGGAAGAGGUGAAGCCGCUUCAAGAGGAAGAGGAUGCUAUCAACUGCUCUGCUGAUAAAGCACUGGAGGAAAGUGAGAAGAUCUUCACUGAGCUGAUCCGUCUCCUGGAGAAAAGAAGAUCAGAAGUGAAGCAGCAGAUCAAAACUGAGCACGAAACUGAAAUAAGUCGAGUCAGAGAUCUUCGGAGGAAUCUGGAGAAGGAGAUCUCUGAGCUGAAGAACACAGAAACUGAGCUGAAAGAGAUCUCAAGCAGUACAUUUCACCGUGGGUUUUUUUAAACCUACAACUCACUGACACCUCUCAGUGAAUCUAGAAACUCAUCCAGCAUCAAAACCCAUCCUCUGAGAUACUUUGAGGAUGUGACAGCAGCCGUGACAGAAGUGAGAGAUCUACUACAGGGCGCUCUGAGGUCAGACAUCUCUCUGACUUUGAGUAAAGUGGACGUGAAACCAGAGCCCAAAACCAGAGCUGAAGUCUCAUGAUAUUCAGAUGUAAUCACACUUAAAGCAAACACAACCAACUGUCUGUUCUCAGAGGGGUACGGAGAAGAAACGGAUAUAUAGAUAUAUAUAUAUACAGAUUUAUAUUUGUCCCCCUGACAGAUUGAUUGGAUGUUCAUACUCUGUAGAAGUUGUAGGCUUCCUUACAAUCCUGCAGAUUAAAUCGACUGAAGUCAUUUAAAAGGACUUAAAGUGGGCUAAACGGUGUUUUCAAUACUGCUGUGUCAGUGGUUCGUUGAAAUCUUUUUAUCUGCUUGGUAAUUGUUGGAUUACUUUAAGAUCAAAUCAAGUUUUAUUUAUAUAGCACAUUUAUAAACGAUUUUUGGUGGAGCCAAAGUGCUGUACAUAUAAUAAAAAUAGCCUACAGUAGAGACACUUUACAGCAAAUACAACAGCACAGAUUGUUCAGAAUAUCAGUAUGAGAAAAAUGACACCCUCUAUCCUUAGAUGCUUCUUCCUCAUUAUGUGUAUAGCUUUGGAGACUAUCAUGAUGACUGUUACCUCAAAGGACCUUCCUCUGCAUCAAAAUGUUAACAAUUUGUGCUCUUAAAAUGUCUAGAAUUGUGUUUUAAAGCAUAUCUGUAGUCUGUGACCGCAUGGGACGAAUAUCUGUACCAGAAAACCUGGUUGGUUUUCUAGUCAUUUAACAGACUUCACUGAUGUUUGUAUGUGAACAAACUGGAGCUUUACAUGACAAAUAAACAUUACAAAAUAUCA